AUGCCAAAACCAACUACAACUUCUAUCUCAGAUUAUGAGUACAUAGCUCCCGAUGACGAUUAUUAUCAAAGUAUAUUUUUUCUUACUGCCGAAUACUCCAUAAAAGCCAAUUUCUAUCUUCAAGCCCCCACGAUAAUUGUGAACCUUUUCCAUUUGAUAGUUCUCUUUCAAAAAGAGCUGCGAUCUUCUUCCGUCUACAUUCUAAUGAUCGGAAUUUGUAUUUCUGACAUUAUUUCAACGUCUAUAAAUUUUUACUCUAAAGCUGGAGAGCUGGGAUAUGUCCCGAUGAUAUUCACUGGAACUUCUGGUUAUUCUUGUAUAAGAAGUGAUUAUAUGGGAGUGAAUCUAGGUGAAGAGUUAGUUACAACUGCAAGUCAAAUAUCACGCCGAUUAUUUUCGUGGCUUGCAGUUGUGAUGGCUAUUAUUAGGCUGAUAUCUGUAAUGUUUCCUAUGAGUGAGAGAGUUGACACUUUAACAAGUCCACAGGGAUCUGUGAUAACUUUGAUAAUAUGCGCGACGUUUUGGACAUUGUAUUCCACGUGGAAGUUUACAUUUUAUAGAGUAUUUUGGUUGCCAGAUAAUGCAGUCGAGAGCUGUAAACUCUAUGGACCACAAUUCAUAACUCCAGAGUACGUCCUAGCAGCUCCUGUGAAAAUGGACAGAAUGAUGAUUGAUUGGAGAAUUGUUGAGUUUUUUGUGAAUGUCUCCUCUGCAGUUAUUUAUCCACUUCUUACUGUUUCUUUGUUGAUAGCCCUACGCCAGAUCAAGAAAAGAAGGCAAAAUCUUCAAAGAAAAGAAAAUGAGCCAGCUGAUAAUACAACCAAAUUGAUAUUAUUCAUGACAAUCAUUUUUACGUUCUCAGAAGGGUUGAGUGGUUUCAGUGCAUUUUUCAUUUAUCAUAUUGAGACGAUAGCUAUACAUUAUCCUGAUCUCAUAAGCACAGCAGUCGCCUUGGAGUUUCCUAUUGCAGUCCUUAGAACGUUUAAUGCAUUUUCACACUUUUUCGUUUGCUUUCUCCUAUCAUCUCAAUAUCGAGAUGUGGUCAAAUCUUUGUUCACUGUUAGGAAAAAGGCUAAUCAAGUACUCUUUCAUAGAAGAUCUUUAUAA
Messenger RNA from Caenorhabditis elegans, 1107 nucleotides. It is a transcript of the gene srw-13, whose product is annotated as G-protein coupled receptors family 1 profile domain-containing protein. Gene Ontology annotation, cellular component: membrane. The transcript is spliced from 4 exons. The record is from RefSeq and is marked reviewed. NCBI's taxonomy places the organism in Eukaryota, Metazoa, Nematoda, Chromadorea, Rhabditida, Rhabditidae. Gene Ontology annotation, biological process: G protein-coupled receptor signaling pathway; signal transduction. The coding region runs from base 1 to 1107 and encodes 368 amino acids. Gene Ontology annotation, molecular function: G protein-coupled peptide receptor activity; G protein-coupled receptor activity.